GCCAAACCUCGAGUACUUAAGCAUCCCCAAAUCACUUUUCGGACAUCAAUCUGAGUUCGGUCUUCGAUUCGAAAAGAUCUCUCUAAUCCAACAAUCCAACUGCAGCUUUUAUAAGCAACUUCAGUAAAUUUCCGUUGCCAACAUGUUCGUAAAGGUAGCUCUUUUUUGUCUUGUCUCCCUGGCCGCAGCCCAGUAUGGUCCCAAGUACGAUGUUCCUGUUUAUGCUAAGCCCUAUGGAGCAGCUUACGAAGAAAAACCUCAACCGUAUAGCUUUGGUUAUGAUGUGAAGGAUGACUACGGCACCACACUAACCCGCAAAGAAGAAGGUGAUGACUACGGCAACAAGAGGGGAUCUUACGGUUACGUCGAUGCCUAUGGAAUCUACCGCCAAGUUGACUAUGUUGCUGAUGACAAAGGUUUCCGAGCUGCUAUCAAGACCAACGAACCAGGCACUGAAAACCAGAACCCCGCUGAUGUUGAAAUCCAGUCCGAAGCUGCCCCUGUCAAGUACGAUUCAGCUCCAGCCUACGGUAAAGCUGUGUCUGCACCUGCUUAUGCCAGAGCUCCAGUUGCUGCUCCAGCUUAUAGCAGACCGGCUCCCGCUUACAAACCAGCCCCAGCAAUCUAUGCCUCAGGACCUGUCUAUCAGCCUGCUGCACCUGCUGCAGUCUAUCAGCCAGCCGCACCUGCUCCAGUCUAUCAGCCCGCAGCACCCCAGUACAGCGCUCCAGUUUACUCCGCUCCAGCCCCAUCUAAGUUAGAAGCAGUGCGAAGUGGAAGUUACGCCCCAUACUAAAAAUAUUAAAUUAAUUUAAAACAUUAUAAAUUUAUUUAUUACUAUUUCAGCGUUCAAUGUUUUUCGUCAUCUGUAGUUUGUGAAAUUAUUGAGAAACUGUGGUAUUAUGUCAAGUAGUCUUUAAGCAAUAAAGUCUAGCAAUUGUAGCUCUA
Stegodyphus dumicola is the source of this 948-nucleotide messenger RNA. RefSeq lists its product as uncharacterized. Gene Ontology annotation, cellular component: chitin-based extracellular matrix. Gene Ontology annotation, molecular function: structural constituent of chitin-based larval cuticle. The record is from RefSeq and is a predicted model, not a curated record. NCBI's taxonomy places the organism in Eukaryota, Metazoa, Arthropoda, Arachnida, Araneae, Eresidae.